UAAACCAAUAAUUUCAUUUGCAUCUUCAUUAUAUACAUACCCUUUCUUCUUCUUUUUUUUCUUUCAAAUUUGAUAUAUUGUAUAGUGGAAAAUAUGGAGGAAAUUGAUAUUCCUUCUUAUUUUCUAUGUCCAAUCUCAAUGGAAGUUAUGAGGGAUCCAGUUACGAUAUUAACUGGAAUAACAUAUGAUCGACAAAAUAUAGAAAAAUGGUUAUUUUCAUGCAAACACACAACUUGUCCUGUCACAAAUCAAGAUCUAAAAUUCAAAGAUCUUACUCCAAAUCAUAAUCUACGACGUUUGAUUCAAUCGUGGUGCAUGUUGAAUUCUUCAAAUGGUAUCCAAAGGAUGCCAACCCCGAAGCCUCAGGUUCAAAGGGCUCACGUUGUUAGAAUAUUGAACGAAGCACAAAAAAAUCCGGAUAUGGAGUUAGAUUGCCUUAGGAGGAUCAAAUCAAUAGCGCGUGUAAGUGAGAGUAAUAAAAUGUGUCUAGAGUCAGCAGGGGUAGUUGAUUUCUUGACCUCGAUUGUGAUGAAGAAAAAAGAAGAACCAGAGGCGAGUGAUGAAGCUUUGAAUAUUCUUUUUCAUCUAAACCCUUCUGAUACUGAGUUGAAAAAGUUGAUCAACUCGCAUAAUGAUAAUCAAUUCUUGGAUUCUUUACUUCAAUUCUUGAAUAAUGGUCAUGUUCAAUCGCGAACAAACGCGAUAGCCCUAUUGAGAUCAACCCUUAGUAUGGCUGAUCCAGCUCAAUUAAUUGGUAUACAACCGGUGUAUAUCAAGGGUAUAGUUUGUAUAUUAAAUGACAAAGUCUCUCAACAAGCAACAAAACUAGCACUAAAGCUCCUAGUUGAAUUAUGUCCAUGGGGAAGAAAUAGAAUAAAAGCAAUUGAAAAUGGAGCUGUAUUUGCCCUAAUUGAACUUCUUCUUGACACAAAUGAAAGAAGGGUUUGCGAAUUGAUACUAACGGCUUUAGAUCAUCUGUGUACCUGUGCUGAUGGGAGGUCGGAGUUGUUGAGACAUGGUGGAGGUAUAGCCAUUGUUUCUAAGAAAAUUCUUAGGGUUUCACAUUUGGCAAGUGAUAGGGGAGUGAGGAUCCUUUAUUCAAUUUCAAAAUUUUUAGCAACUUGUUAUAGUACUAAAGUUCUUCAAGAGAUGUUGCAAGUGGGAAUUGUGUCAAAGUUGUGUUUGGUUCUUCAAGUGGAUGUUAGUCCAAAGACUAAAGAGAAAGCUAAGGAAAUUUUAAGGUUACAUUCUAGGGUUUGGAGAGAUUCUUCUUGUAUUCCUCCUCAUUUGCUUUCUUCUUAUCCUUGAGACACAGACAAUUUCUAUCGUUAAAUAACAAAAAUUUAGAUUAAAAUUAUUAUUAAAAAAAAAGAAAAUUUUAUUAGCUA
Molecule: messenger RNA, 1388 nt
Organism: Solanum lycopersicum (tomato)
Lineage: Eukaryota; Viridiplantae; Streptophyta; Magnoliopsida; Solanales; Solanaceae
Product: E3 ubiquitin-protein ligase PUB23-like
Biological process (GO): protein ubiquitination
Molecular function (GO): ubiquitin protein ligase activity
Source: RefSeq, a predicted model, not a curated record